AUGUUUCGUGUUGAACGUGAUUUGCCUUUGGGAGUAUGGCGUUUGAUUACAAAGUUUUCGCUCUCAAAUGCAACUGGUCAAUACCGACCAACCAACCAUGCUUACAAGAUGUCUAUUAUAGGCGACAGUAAGAUUAAGGAUUCAGAUUUCCAUUGCGAUGAUAUGUUCUUCUCUUUUGCAAGCUUUGAAGAUGUUGAAGUAAUCGGUCAAGUUGAGAGCCUUAAAGACGUUCAAACUGUUCAAGUUAAGCAAAAAGACAGGAAAAAGUUGAAUUUCGUCUACGUGACACCAAAACAAAUUGAAUCUCAUGUUCAAGAGGCAAAUGACCCAAAUAUGAUUUUGGUUAUAAGAUUUGCAAAGAUCGGAUUUUAUCAAGGAGAAGUUCAAAUUACCAACGCAUUUGAUGCAUCAUUGGUUCUGAUCAAUCCGGAUUUGCCUGAAGUCGUGACUUUCAAAAGCAUGAUGCCACAAAAUGAUACUGCAAUUACUCCUUUCGAUCAAAAUUCAAACAGUAAGGCAAUCAAGGCUCCAAAGGUGGACUGGAAUGAAGUUGAUGUCAAAUCAAUCUCAGAAAUAUUGGUGGCCAUGAAGAUUGAAAGCUGCAAAAUCAUUGUUUCUAUUGAAACAGUAGAUACAGAUUGGGGCUGGUUCUAUUUUGGUCAUGACAGGUGUAACAAACGUGCCGAGCAAAUUGUUAGGAAUGGUUCAGCAAAUUUGUCGGUUGCAGAUAAACCUUUAUGGUAUUGUAAACGUUGCCGUUGUAAUGUCACAAAUGUGUCUCCAAAAUACAAACUGCAUAUUGUUGUGCAAGAUAACUCAGGUACAUGCAAGUUAAUGUUGCUGGAUACUGAAGCUGAGGCCAUAGUCGGCUGUAAAGCUAUUGAAGAUCCAGAAGUUUUGCCAGAACCAAUCAAAGAAUUAGUUGGCCAAUCUUUCUGUUUUGGAGUUUCUUUGGAAAAUGAUAAUGUGACCAACGGCUCUGAUAUAUUUAUGGUCUCUCAAAUCUGGUCUGGAGAUAAACUUCUCAAAGCAGAAUCACAUUCUGUUGUCAGCAGAGAAUCCUCCAUGAUCUCUGGUGGCGAGGUUUCUAAGUUGGAUCCAAACAGUCAAACAACUUCUGAAGGUUGUUCAACCCCGUUCUCCAAACGCAAAGAUGGUGAUCUACCUGACAUGUCCUCAUCAUCAAAAAAACUGUGCACCAAGAUUGUCAAGGUGGAGAAAUCGAAAAAGGAUUAG
Brassica napus (rape) is the source of this 1236-nucleotide messenger RNA. RefSeq names its product replication protein A 70 kDa DNA-binding subunit B-like. The coding region runs from base 1 to 1236 and encodes 411 amino acids. The record is from RefSeq and is a predicted model, not a curated record. The transcript is spliced from 9 exons. NCBI's taxonomy places the organism in Eukaryota, Viridiplantae, Streptophyta, Magnoliopsida, Brassicales, Brassicaceae.